AAAAUAUAUUCGUCAAUAAUUUCGUCACUACUUCGGCCAAACUAUAAGUUCCAGCUUUUGCAGAGAGCGUUCGCUCUGGCUCUAAUAUAAUUUCAUCAGCCAAUACUUCUACUGGUUUUUAAUUCGAAGUUUACUGAUGGCUGACUCUAGCAAAGUUUGUGAAUUUAUACUUAUGCUCUUCUGCCCGCCAGUGGCGGUUUGGUAUCACAGUCGAUCGUGCUCCUGCCACGUUUGCCUGAACAUCGGUCUAGUCCUCCUGGGCGUAAUCCCAGGUAUAAUCCAUGCUGUAUGGUAUUGUUAUAUAAGAGAUCGAUAACUAUCAGUAUCACUAUUCUUUACAACUUGAGGCAUUUAAGGCUUCUUUUAAAAAAAUUUUUUUUAUUUGGAGUGCACAGUUGCAAUGUGAUAAAUCUUUUUCUAAAUAACUGGCU
Molecule: messenger RNA, 431 nt
Organism: Cylicocyclus nassatus
Lineage: Eukaryota; Metazoa; Nematoda; Chromadorea; Rhabditida; Strongylidae
Source: the annotation of a GenBank genome assembly